GGGCGCGGCCGGGCGGGGGUCGGCGGGCGAGAUGUGCGAGCGGGCGGCGCGCCUGUGCAGGGCCGGCGCGCACAGGCUGCUCCGGGAGCCGCCGCCGCAGGGCCGCGCGCUGGGCGGGCUGCUGCGCUGGGUGGGCGCCAGGAUGGGCGAGCCCCGCGCACCGCUCGUCCCCGACAUUCCCGUCGCGGACCCCAACCCUGGGCCCGCCGCGCCACGCGGGGGCACGGCUGUCAUCCUGGACAUUUUCCGCCGUGCGGAUAAAAACGAUGAUGGGAAGCUGUCCCUGGAGGAAUUUCAACUCUUCUUCGCAGAUGGAGUCCUCAAUGAGAAGGAGCUGGAGGACCUCUUCCACACCAUUGACUCCGACAACACCAACCAUGUGGACACCAAGGAAUUGUGUGAUUACUUUGUGGACCACAUGGGAGACUAUGAGGAUGUCCUGGCCUCCCUGGAGACUUUGAACCACUCAGUCCUGAAAGCCAUGGGCUACACCAAGAAGGUGUACGAAGGUGGAAGCAAUGUGGACCAGUUUGUGACCCGCUUCCUUCUGAAGGAGACAGCCAAUCAGAUCCAGUCACUGCUCAGCUCAGUGGAAAGUGCUGUGGAAGCCAUUGAGGAACAGACCAGCCAGAUCCGACAGGAGCACUGCAAACCCAGCCACGGCAUCACCGAGAGCCACUAUGGAAGCCCCAGUCCUCCCUACAUCCCCAACCACAAGCUUGUUCCCCCAGAGCCAGGGAAGAGCCUGUCUGUGGCCACAGGGGAGCCAAAGGAGGAGGGGCUAGAGAGCCAGAUAAGCCGGUUGGCAGAGCUGAUUGGGAGACUGGAAAGCAAGACCCUCUGGUUUGACCUGCAGCAGCGCCUCUCGGAUGAAGAAGGCACUGACAUGCACCUGCAGCUGGUCCGGCAAGAAAUGGCCGUGUGCCCUGAGCAGCUGAGCGAGUUCUUGGACUCCUUGCGACAGUACCUCCGGGGCACUGCUGGAGAAAGGAACUGCUUCCAUGUCGCCGCGGUGAGGAUGGCAGAUGGCCUCACCUUCGUCAUCUAUGAGUUCUGGGAGACAGAGGAAGAGUGGAAGAGGCACCUGCAGAGUCCUGUGUGCAAGGCCUUCCGACAUGUCAAGGUUGACACACUGAGCCAGCCUGAGGCGCUCUCUCAGAUCUCCGUGCCAGCUGCCUGGUGCACUUUGGGCCGAGACUGACCCCUCCUGGGGCCCCCUUAAGGAGCCUAGUGUCCCCCCCC
Molecule: messenger RNA, 1242 nt
Organism: Phodopus roborovskii (desert hamster)
Lineage: Eukaryota; Metazoa; Chordata; Mammalia; Rodentia; Cricetidae
Gene: Necab2
Product: N-terminal EF-hand calcium binding protein 2
Exons: 13
Coding region: 32-1201 (389 amino acids)
Biological process (GO): regulation of amyloid precursor protein biosynthetic process
Cellular component (GO): cytoplasm
Molecular function (GO): calcium ion binding
Source: RefSeq, a predicted model, not a curated record